AGUGACGCUUUCUUCUGGUAUCAUCGGCAGCCGUAGGUAGUUUUGUAAAAUAAAAAAGCGAAGUAAUUAUGUUUUCAGCGACAAAGGUGAGCUUGUAGGGUGAAUGUGUCUUCAAAAUACUUGCUGCAGUAGCGUUACUUGUUACCUUAAAGGCAGUUUGUGUCGUACUAGCGUGUGAUUCCAUGGUAACUUUGUUGUAUGGAUUUACCAAGGAGGGUCAGUGGAUAAAGUGGUAUGUUGUAUUAUGUAAGCAAUCCAGUCAGACAAACAUGUCAGUCCAGCUAUAACUGGAGGACAAUUAGGAUCAGGUUUCAGUCAGAUCCACGCUGCAACAAUCUCUCUGCCCUGUGACUUUCCAGAGCUGCUAUGAAAUCCAGUGGACCUGUGUUUACGAGGCAGAAUCCCUUCCCACCAGCAUCCACUGCGAGGAAGGCACACUACCACCCAUCCCGUAACCAGGCCCUGUCAAAGAAAGACAAGAAAACCACUCUGAGUCCUGUACGUUCAAACCAGCGAUCCAGCCCACAGUUACACACUCACAGCCCAGUGAGCCAACAUAAGAAAUCUGACCACCGUUUUUUUACCACUGAUGGACAACCUGUUUUUGAAGAGUCCUGGCCCUCCUCUGAUUGUGGAUCGUCCCCUGGCAGCACUACAGCCUCACCUGACAUGGAGGCACCCAAACAGUCUGCUCGACCAGGGAAAUCCACAGUUUCCUCAUUGCAAGGAAAUCAGCAGGAUUCAGUGCUGGCAAAAUACGUGGAACGUUUUCGUCGUGGUCGGCCGCAGAGUCGAGAGGAGCGCCAGCAGACGGCCUCUGACGUUGGAGAGGAGCCGGGGCCUUUUUGGUGGAUGUCACAUUCAUCUUUACCCCCCAGUUCAACACCAGUUAAAACAACAGACAAAGAUGACCACGAUCCUGCCAUUUUCAGUCCAGCUGGACAGCGUCGGCGUGACAGAUCCCUUUCUCCAUGCAGAGGAUCCCUGAGUGUUUUGUCCGACACUUCCCAGAGUGAGUUUGAUGACACAGAGAUCCUGCACCUUCAAGAAAAGGCUAGCCGACUUCUGCUCAGAGGUGAAUGUCCCCUGAGUGAUGGAUCGGUCCCUGUUAGCUCAGAGGGCGUGGGAUGCUCAGAUUUCUCUUCUCCUGUCAGUGUCGAUGAGCCAGUGCGACAACCUUUGGUUCCCAGUUUAAUAAAAUCUACUGCUGUGAAUCCCAGCUCAGACCCAUUUCAUGCGGCAUUGUCCAAAAAAUCUAUCAUCCCUCCUUCGGGGCCUCCCACAUGUCCUGAACAGGACAUCUUGUUCCAGUGGCGUUUACGGAGAAAGAUGGAGCAAGCCAGGGAGCGGCCCCAGUUCCUGCAACCCUCCGGUCUUCACGGUUCCACAUUUAGCUGGCAGGCUCCCAUCUUAAGCCAUCCCUCAGCCGGUGGACAAGCUUACAAGAAUGCUCCACCUCCUCAAUCCUCACAAAGAGACACUCAUCCGCCCAUCACUGCUUCCCAGCCAGAAACCAAAGAAGCCCACAGAUCAUGUCCUCCAGAGCCGCACCAUCCUCCCUUCCCUGCCUUUGUUGUCUCCGGCUCUUCAGCCCCUCAGCCCCAGACUAUUGCCCAUGUUCCUGCCCACAUGCAUUACCUCUGUGAUGUCUUGCCGUGUCCCAUCCAGUCAUCUCAUGCUAAAGAGCAACAGAGCAUCUCACAAAGGUUUGAUGAGCCUCAGACCAAAUUUGCUCAUAAAAAGAUCCAAGUCUCUGGAAACUCUACAAAUACCUUCACUGAUGUUCCUCUUGGUGAGCAUGUGUCAUCUUCACUACCUGCUUCAUCUGGAGCUACAGAGGGAGAGAGGCCUAGUCACCAAAAACUACCUGAGAGGAAUAAGAAAAAGAAAGCAGAGAUGAAAGAGUCAGAGAAGAAGACGUCAGAGUCCAUCAGACAGCAAAAGAAAUCAGCGAGCAGUUCUUCACAUCAGAGACUUCCCAAAAAGGUCACAUCCCAGAAAGAGCAGCAUCGACAGGAGGGAAGCCAGGAGUUUCCCAGCGAAGGCUGCUCUCGUGAUUAUAAACCACCACCUUCUCCGAUCCACAUGGCCUUAGGGCAGGUGGUUUCAGAGGUUUUGUUCCCUACGGAGGAUUCGUCUCCUGCCCAAAGAAUCCCUGUUUCAUCCGUUUCUCCUCCUGCUACUUUCUCUGCACCUUCACAAUCCCCAGUUUCUUCAUUUAAUGCACAGAACUCUAUGGAGGUCAUUUCACAGCUGCUGCAAGAGGCUGAAGAUUCUGAUGAAAAAGAAUUCGAAGAUGACCCUUUGUUACAAGUUCUUCGCAAACAGAGAAAAUGGAUAAAGGAGCAGAUCAAUGAAGUGGACUCGAUGUUAGAUGAAUUCCUGGAGGAGCAACACGUUACUUGACGAUGACAAGAGGCACUUGAUGUAGUCACAAUUUUUUUUUAUUAUUAUUUUGUAAAGAAAUAAAGCUUAUUUGUAUAUUUCCACAUUGGAGAUA
Molecule: messenger RNA, 2500 nt
Organism: Stegastes partitus (bicolor damselfish)
Lineage: Eukaryota; Metazoa; Chordata; Actinopteri; Pomacentridae
Gene: proser3
Product: proline and serine rich 3
Exons: 13
Coding region: 367-2406 (679 amino acids)
Source: RefSeq, a predicted model, not a curated record